AUGUUUAAAAGCGACAGUGGAGAGCCUGUCUACAGGAUAGUCAAAAAAGUGGGGGAGGGAACAUUUGGAAAGGUGUACAAGGGAAAAGAAACAGCAACGAACAAGAAAGUAGCACUAAAAAAGAUAAAGCUAAAGAACGAGCAGGAUGGAGUCCCUGUCACUCUUAUUAGAGAAAUCUCGAUCCUCAAGGCGCUAUCUCACAAAAACAUAAUCAACCUACUGGACAGCUUUAUUCAAGACAGAGACAAAGUCCACAACUUCAAAAAAACAUCGUACAGCAUAUUCCUUGUUUUUCCUUUUAUAAAGACCGAUCUUCUGGCGCUAAUUAAAAGAAAACAAAUAGAAGUAAAAGAUGCCAUUAGCUACACCGAGCAAAUACUCCAGGGUCUGGCAUACAUUCACAGUAAGCACAUACUUCACAGGGACAUAAAACCAUCGAACAUUCUUGUGAGGUCUGAUAAGACUGUGAAAAUAGCGGAUUUUGGUCUUUCCAGAACAACAAUUGACGAGAACAUGACGCGGGGCACAGUAACCAGAUGGUACAGAGCGCCGGAGCUCCUACUGGGCUGUUCCAGGUACGAUAACUCCAUUGACGUGUGGGCGCUUGGGUGCGUCAUUGGGGAGAUGCUCUUGAGCAAGCCGUUGUUUGUCGCAGAGUCUGAGAUGGAUCAGCUAUCUGCUAUAUCCUUCAUGUGCGGAGAAAUAAAAACAGAAGUGUUUAAAAAGAACAUGGUAAUGGAGAGUUUGAACAAAGUAAUAUUUGGAAAGAGCAAAAAAGCAAAAAUAAGAGAAACAUUCAUAAAGCACAGUGAGCUGCUUGCUUUCCUUAUAGAGAGCAUGCUAAAGAUAGCCCCAGAUAAAAGAAUAACAGCAGAAGAUGCCCUAAAGUUCAUUCAAAGCGCUAUAAGCAUCUAG
Messenger RNA from Nematocida minor, 915 nucleotides. RefSeq names its product cyclin-dependent kinase 12/13. The coding region runs from base 1 to 915 and encodes 304 amino acids. NCBI's taxonomy places the organism in Eukaryota, Fungi, Microsporidia. Gene Ontology annotation, biological process: protein phosphorylation. The transcript has a single exon. Gene Ontology annotation, cellular component: nucleus. The record is from RefSeq and is a predicted model, not a curated record. Gene Ontology annotation, molecular function: ATP binding; cyclin-dependent protein serine/threonine kinase activity.